GGCAGCCACUAGCACGCACCAUCCAAACCGAGCCGCAAGCAUCAGCCUCUCCCUGUAGAGGAGAGGCCCUAAACCUUGAGCUCGUGGCCGCACAACAACCACCCAAGUCCCUCAUGGCCAUUUCGCACACCGUGGUUUUCGCCCGACCACAGCAACAGAAGGAACCUGUCCCUCCCUGGUGAGCCCUCGUGGGAGUCAGUGCCCGACUUCAUAGCUUCGGGACUUAACUGGAACAAUGGCAUGUUGGAGACCCAGUCUGGGCAGCAACCGGACGCUGCUCAUAUCCGAGCUGAUCCCCUGCUUCCCUCGGACCCGCCAGUUUCUACUUCUCUGACGGCAUCGUUCGGCCCAAUCGAAGAUACUGCCCUCUCGAGACUGUUCAGUCCAUUAAAUGCAUCGUCUACGGGGGCCGGAUUCAAUGGUAUGUCAUUUAUUGGUUGUUUUCCCCACCAAUGUGGUUGAAACUAUGACUGACCGGGUACCAGAUUAUCAUGAAACUCAUGGUGAUAACCACGUCUCCCACCAGGAUAGUGUAUCUCGGCAACAGAACCCCGGCCUAAUCAGUAACGAAACUCCACCGUCGAACACUACCGUGGCAGAGGCACUACCUGGUCAAGAAUACCCAUUACCCCCUGAAGUAUCCAACGUCGGUCGUUCUAAGCGCAAAGCUGGCACCCUGGAAGAGGACUCUAGCGAUGAGAAGGCCACGACGGCCAUCAAACGCCAGCGCAACACCAUGGCGGCGCGGAGGUACCGUCAGAAGGGACGUGAUCGCAUUGCUGAGCUGGAGUGUGCUUUGAGAGAUGUGGAGCAGGAGCGAGACGAGCUCAGGCUCCAGCUGGCGAGGAGAGAGGCUGAAGUGGCUGCUUUGAAGGAGAUGUUGAGGGGGUAGAUGGAGGUUCUUGGGGAAUGCCGAUUUAUGGAUUUGUUGUAGAUGUUUUAUUUUUUUUUUCUGUUGAAAUUGAGUGGCAUGUUUUCUUGGUUGGAGGCUUU
Aspergillus pseudonomiae is the source of this 993-nucleotide messenger RNA. RefSeq names its product bZIP transcription factor. Gene Ontology annotation, biological process: regulation of transcription by RNA polymerase II. The record is from RefSeq and is a predicted model, not a curated record. NCBI's taxonomy places the organism in Eukaryota, Fungi, Ascomycota, Eurotiomycetes, Eurotiales, Aspergillaceae. Gene Ontology annotation, molecular function: DNA-binding transcription activator activity, RNA polymerase II-specific; RNA polymerase II transcription regulatory region sequence-specific DNA binding. Gene Ontology annotation, cellular component: nucleus. Bases 392 to 892 code for a protein of 166 amino acids. The transcript has a single exon.